AAGGGGAUUUCCCACAUUGAAAAAUACACCGAUACGUAAAUAGUAUAAGCACUCCAGUGUACAAGAAACUUCCGUAACUUUUUUUUAACCAGAAUUUAAGAUGACCAGAAGUUAUUGAAAUGGGUACAGACGGUUUAGUAUACAAAAGAGAGGCAUCCGAACAAGAUGAUACGGUAGAAGACCUUGUGAAUAUUACCAAGGGACUAACAUUGACAAAGAAGAAAACAGAUGACAAGCCUACAGAGGACAUCAUCCACCUCUUGGACAGUCUCAAACUCAGCACUGCUUGCAAAAAAAGAGGGACAAAAACUAAAAACCAAAAGAACAAUGCCGAAUUGCAGAAGAGGGGCCCUGGACUGAUCACCCCCAUAGAAAAUGGUUACUGGCCCCCUUCUACUUCCACCAAAAGAGAACCAGACUAUUUGUUUGGCAGAAAUAUCAAUCAACAAUCCUACUGGCCAGUGAUAUCAAAGGAAUAUAACUAUGCCCCGGGUUUGGACUCAGGCUGUCAGAUUUGGAAUGAAGCAGCCCAGAAUUGUAGUCUCAUGGUUCAUCAAAAUAAAACGGCCCAAAAGAUGAAGGAGUUGUCAAAUAAAUAUCACACUAAUUCAAGCAUAUGUCAGAGAGAUGUCAAAGAUUUGGAUGUUACAGAUGGACUUAACAGUAAUGCCAGUGAUUUGGAGUGUGAUGGUUAUGCCCCAACAAUGGCAUUGGAUGAAUGCAAACUAAAUGGUAUUCCACUUGGAUGUCCAACAUUGGACUUAAUUGACAAUGUCAUUCGCAACCAAGACCAGUCUUCUCCUUAUAUUGCAAGCCCCUCCCCUUCUUACAGACGAACCUCUCCAUUCUAUGCAAGCAGCCCUUCUUCAGGAUAUUCAGGGUCCCCGUCCCCACCCUAUUCAAAUGAGCCCUCUCCAUCUUAUGCCCCUUCCCCAGCAUACCCUGCUUUAUCUCCCCCUGCCGUGUCUCAGACCAGCAGAUCUCCAGUACACCCAGAGUCAGUGAAUUUGCCCUUCAGAGACUUGGAGGAUAUCAGCAGAGAAGAUCUAGUGGGCACAACAAAGAAAAUGGAGAAUUUUUUACCCAAGACCACAAAACGUCCGAGUAGUACAGAUGAUGAGUCUAAACCCUCUCCUCCAAAACGUACAAAUGUUGAUGCCAUGUAUGAUAAAGACCUAGAUGAAGACAACAUUCUUCACUCCCUGAUUAUUGCUGGGGCUCAGAUAGAUUUGAUUGAAUAUGUUCUUCAAUUGCUUCAAGAGGAUGGAGAAGACGUCCUGAAAAAGAUCAUCAAUGACCAGAACCACAUGCAAAGGACUCCUUUGUUCCUGGCUGUGCUUGAGGGAAGGGUAAAUGUAGUGGAAAUGUUGUUGAAGCAUGGAGCAGAUCCCAACAUUCAAGGAAAAGUCAUCGUGAAAAUGGAUCAAUACGAGCUGCGAGCUCCUUUACACAUCGCAGCAGAAAUGGGAGACGAGUACUUAGAAGUUGUAAAUGCACUAGUGCUUUGUGAGGAAACUGACUUGGAUAUCCGUAGUCUCAGUGACAGGGUUACACCACUUAAUUUAGCCCUACAAACCCACAGAUGUAGGAAAAGUCCAGCCUAUCCGAAUAGUUGUAAGAAAUGCAUACAGUUAUUGGUGGAUUCGGGGGUUGACACAGAUGAAAUGGAUGAAAAGAGCAGCAAAACACCUCUGAUGUUAGUGAUUGACACUAUGGAUUUAGAUCUAAUCAAGUUUUUUCUUUGUGCGGACACUUCAACUCAGCAUGCAGAUGUCAUGUCCAAACUACAGGCUGUUACAAGAGGUGGGGACACUCCCUUGCACAUUGCAGCAGGUGUAAAAAUGAAGAGCAGCAGAGAAAAGCAAAAGUUACUUCGAAUCUUGAUCCGACAUGGUGCCGACGCCAAUGCAAAGAAUAAUGUCAAUGAGGUUCCGAAAGACAUUGCAACCAAUGAAGUGGUAGUUAUCUAUAUAUUACUAAAUAAUAUUUAUAAACCCAAUUUUUUGUCUUUUAACGCUGAUUAAUCAGGAGAGAGCUGAAAUGUUUUACUUUUGAUAUAAAUAAACAUUGUACCUUAUUGUAGUUUUCAAAUUUGAACUCAUUUUUUAUCUACUACCUUUAAUUAAUUAAUGAAUUGGCAAAAAUGACAAAGCAAUUCAGAAUUUUUCACGAAGAAAACUUGAUUUUUAAAAUCAGCGUGUGGGCACACAUUAGGAAUACAUGAGUGGAUCUCAAAAGGACCGUCACAAUGCAACAUACAUAGGCAUAUGUGCUUUUGAUCAUACGCGUUUAUAAUUAAUCUCACCUUAUGAGGUCUAUGAUCUAUGUAUGCUCUCCACUUUGUAUCUUUAUGGUAAUUCUCAUCUUACAUUGUCGCAUCAUAGUUCAACACAUUCAUGAAAAUAUAGAACUUCGAACUGCCAUGCUUUAAUAUCAUGCAUGCAUGUCUCUGCAUCGUGAAUCUUUUCUGUAACAUGCAAUAUAUCUAUGGUAUCAUGUAUUUAUAAUGAUCAAUUCUUAAAAUUUUACAUGCCCCCCUGAGGGCCCUUGAAUACCCCUGAAUAUUUAAUUUCAAAUUCCAAAUAGCCCUGUUUAACCAAUAAAUAAAAUAUAGGGGGAAAUAUGCGGGUAGACUUCCACUUUCAAACGAAAAACAAUCACAACAAACCCCUUGUGAUUAAUAAUAACAAAUUUACAGAACUCCAAUGUUCCGAGUUUUACUUAAGAAAUUAACUGUAAUCAUCUUAUAUUCAGUUAAUAUACAAUAACUUUGGAAUUUAUAGUCUUCACUUGUGUUAAUUAUUAAUGAUAUUGACUGGUUCAAAAAUGAUGUAGAAUGGCAUUAAAUCCUAUUCUUUUUGCAGUAUAUAGUAGCAUGUAUCACUGUGUAUACAAAGUAAUUUUUACACCAUGUUGAUUUUGUAUUAUCAUGUGGAUUCAGAUUACGAAAUACCAUUUGGCCCAACUGCUCCAUCAUGAAUUUGCCAUGUUCAAUUUUUGUGCAAUUUAAGAUUAUAAGUAUGACAUCAUUUCUUGUUAUCCCCAUUUGUCUAGAAAACAACAGUGAAAAAGAUUAAAAUAAAAAUUGGACAAAAAUUUACCACCAUAAAUUGAUAGCUUUUUAUAAAGUACCAAAAAAAAAUCAUUGAUUUAUUUUAUUUUUCAGUGGAAGGACAUUUUUAAGGAGACCUUUAAGUAAAGAAUUCGGACUGAAAAGGACCAGAAAUACAGCUGCGUUGUGAUCUACAAAUAGCAAAUGACUUUAAAAUGCUCCUGACAUACCCAUACAAUCUCAUCAUAAAGGAGACUCAUCCUCAUUUGACUAUCAGAAGAAAGUAUUAUAGUAUUCACACCACCGUUAAAAUGUACUUUAAUCGUCUUUUUUUUUCAGACGUGCCAUUUUUUUUUCAUAUUUGUAUUAUCCUUUUUUGCAAGUGAUUCGUUAUGCCAAUGAAUAGAUAUUUUAAAGCAGAAGUUAAUCAUUUUUCUUUAUAUUAAUUAUUGUACAGCUUGAGCUUUAUGACAAAUAUUCAUUUGUAGAGUAUGUAUUUUAAACUGUACUGUUUAAAGCUUUACCACAGUUAUUUUCUUGUCUCCAUCAACAGGUGUAAAUAUUUUUCAUCAAAUUCUAAAACAUUAAUUCAUUGAUGCAAAGAGAAAUCAUAUCAAAGAUGACAUCAUACCUUGUUCAACAGUGAACUGGGAAUACAAAGAACUUACCAAUAUUUACUGUAUUCUCUGUUCAGGAAUGUAACUGGGAAUACAAAGAACUUACAAAUAUUUACUGUAUUCUCUGUUCAGGAUUGUAAAUUUUCUUGUUUUUUAAUUGUACACCAAAUUUACUAAUUGAAACUAGGUUGUGAUUUUAUUUUUCUUAACGUAUUAGUAUUGAAAGUGUUCCAAAGACCUGAAUUACAUUAUCAAAGUAACUUGAGAGAAAAUUGUCUGUCAACCACUUUGUAUUGCAUGUUAUUUUGGACCUUACAUAUUUUGUUUCGAAAGUAAGGGAUUUGUUGAUAAAGGAUGCCAUGAUGCAUUUUGUGAAUCACUUACCAUAGAAUGUGUUUCAAUGUGCUAUUCAAUGUGUAUUGCACAACUUUUCAAAAAAAUGAAAUAUUCAGGGCAUUCUUACGAGUAGUUCAGACAUGCUUCAAGGGUAUUGCUAACACAGUGAAAUGUAAUGGCAGGCGGCUUUGUGGUGGAGAGUUGCUGGCCAUAUCUCCUGAACACUGCUUCCCCAGAUUUCAUAACAUACCCUGAACCGUUUAAUACAAAUCAAAUGGGAUUAAUAGCAAGUGCCUGACCUUAGAUUCAGAUCAUAGAUAUAUGAAAUUGAAGCUUAACAUUGGAUAAUAGGGGUACAUGUAUUUGUUGAUAUUUGUGGUAGUCACAUGUUGACAUUGUGAAUAUCUUCCUGAAAUGAAGAUUAAUGGUCAAUUAUAGAGCUUGUCUUAAUUCUAACCAAAUAAUUCGGAUGUGUUUUACAUGUUUGUUAUGAGAGGAGGAAAGCCUAAUACCUAUACAUGUAUCUAACAGGCAAUUGUAUCGCUUGAAUUUACACUUUAAUAGUAAAUAAAUUCAAACCCAAGCAAUAUAAUUGCCUGUUAUGCAUCUGGUAUAGAUUUUGCUGUUUUAUUAUCUAUAUGUAAAUAGUAAUUUGUUAGUGUCAUUUUCACAAUCUUUUCCUAUGCAAAAAUUCAAUGUUUUAGUGACCUUUUCAUCAGAAAUUUAAUAUUGCCAUUGGAACAGUACAGUGCAAUAUUUUUUGCAGUAGUAUAUUCAUACCCACAGGGUUUUGACACAACCUGAGCAAACUGGUAUAUAUAGUAUAUAUUAUAUAUACCAGUUUAUAUAUAGUAUAUAUUAUAUAUAUACCAAUUUGCUCAGAUUGUGUCAAAACCCUGUGUUCAUACCUACAUUUAAUUUAUAAUUGCAAACCAGUUUUUAAUUGUCUUACAGGUACUUCAUUACUGUAUGCCUAGAAUAUUGAUAUAUAUAUAUAUAUAAAUUAAAUGAUAUUUUAUAAA
Molecule: messenger RNA, 5027 nt
Organism: Ostrea edulis (European flat oyster)
Lineage: Eukaryota; Metazoa; Mollusca; Bivalvia; Ostreida; Ostreidae
Product: poly [ADP-ribose] polymerase tankyrase-1-like
Exons: 8
Coding region: 120-2024 (634 amino acids)
Biological process (GO): positive regulation of transcription by RNA polymerase II
Cellular component (GO): nucleus
Molecular function (GO): transcription cis-regulatory region binding; protein binding
Source: RefSeq, a predicted model, not a curated record